Molecule: messenger RNA, 690 nt
Organism: Lathyrus sativus (Indian pea)
Lineage: Eukaryota; Viridiplantae; Streptophyta; Magnoliopsida; Fabales; Fabaceae
Source: the annotation of a GenBank genome assembly
AUGGGAGAUUUGGAGAAACAAGAGAGAAAGGUAGAAGAGGAAGAGAAAUUGCUGGAAAACGUUGCAGUUUUGGAUUUUGAUGUAUUGUGUUCCUCUGUGGCUUUGAAAGCUUCUCAAGGAAAAUGGGGGAAUCUAGGAACCAUGGAGGAAGAAGAAGAAGAGAAUGGGGUUUUUGGUGGGGUUUUGAGGAUGUGGGAAGGUGAACUUUUUGAUUGCUUUGAUCAUCGUCGCAUUGCUAUUGAAUCCACCUUUUGUCCUUGCUAUCGAUUUGGGAAGAACAUGAAGAGAGCUGGUUUUGGUUCCUGUUACAUUCAGACGGCAAUUUACGUGAUUCUUGCAAUGGGUGCUUUUGUGAACUUCAUUGCCUAUGCUGUCACGAGACAUCGCUGCUUUCUCUAUAUUUUCAUUUUUUUCAUUAUUUUUGUUGGUGCAUAUUUAGGAUUCUUCCGCACACUUAUGAGAAAGAAAUUCAACAUCAAGGAUAGCGAAAGUUCCUUGGAUGAUUGUGCUUACCAUUUUGCAUGUCCUUGUUGUACAUUAUCUCAGGAGUCUAGAACAUUGGAGAUGAACAAUGUACAAGAUGGUACUUGGCAUGGCAGAGGUGACACAAAGUGCAUAGGUAGUUUUGGUGAAAAAAGUAAAACAUACCUUGAGUUACUUCCUCCUCCUCUUGUCUCAAUCAAAUCAUAG